Molecule: messenger RNA, 711 nt
Organism: Manihot esculenta (cassava)
Lineage: Eukaryota; Viridiplantae; Streptophyta; Magnoliopsida; Malpighiales; Euphorbiaceae
Product: calmodulin-like protein 2
Exons: 1
Coding region: 37-591 (184 amino acids)
Molecular function (GO): calcium ion binding; enzyme regulator activity
Source: RefSeq, a predicted model, not a curated record
CUUGUGAGAAUUAUUCGAGUUUCUGAGCUUAGUAAAAUGAUGAACAUAACAGGAGGAGUGUGCUCUAGAUUGGUUGGAGACCUAGUGCAAGCAUUAGGAGUUGCAGCAGGAUCAAGAUCGCCUUCUGCUGAUCCAACUCCAAUUUGCAACCCUGUAAAGAAUACAGCUGAAGUUGACGAGAUGAUGAUCCAGGCCUUGACUGAUGUAUUUGGGAUGGAAAACAAUGGUAAAAUAAAGAAGAAGAACGCACGCCAAGUGGUGGAGAAGCUUGGCUUGAUGUAUGGCCAUGAAGAAGGAGGAGAAGAAGAAGAAAAAUCAGCUGCAUUAAUGGACGAUGAAAUGCCAGUGGAGGAGGUGCUCAGUGGGUUGGAGAAAGGGUCAGAGCGGCAGCAUUUGCUGCAUGAAGCAUUCAAAAUAUUUGAUGAGGAUGGCAAUGGGUAUAUAGAAGCGGUAGAGCUGAAGAGGGUGCUUCAAUGCCUGGGCCUGGACAAGGGUUGGGAUAUGAACGAUAUCGAGAAGAUGUUGAAGGUUGUUGAUUUGAACUUGGAUGGAAGGGUUGAUUUUAGUGAGUUUGAAUUGAUGAUGAGCUAAUUUUUUUUUUCUCAGUAAAUGUUAAUUUUUAUAUCCUUUUCCAAGAUUUUAUUUUUCCCAAAUAACAGAUGAGCAAAGCUGCCAGAUGUUAAUUUUCGUAAUCCAGACUAAUUAUUUGCC